AGCCGCUUGUACGGAAGGGGCGGGGCUUUGCCCGCUCCCCGUGCCAGAGCAAAGUUCGUUCGCAGCUCUCGCGAGACGACGGUGCGCGCGCGCACUCCCCUCCGCCUUUCCUCUUCUCGCCACUUGAAAUCUCGCGGGGGAGGGCUCGGGUUGAUUCUCGCGAGAAGCGGCCGUCAUCUCGCGAGACUUGGCGGGUGCCCCCCUUGGCCGCGGAGCCGUUUCGCUUUGGGAAGUGAGCGGGGGGCGCUGGGGCCGGGCCGGGCCGGGGCGGCGGGGCCGAAGGGCCGCGCGGUGAGGCCCGGUGCUGAGGGUGGGAACAGGGCGGGCGGGGACAGGACAGGACGGGAGGGGAGGGAUCGUGGGCCCAGGUCCCGCCUUCCCGGGGCUCCCCCCGCGGCGGCGCUGCCCUCCGGGCCUGGGCCCCUCGGAUGAGGCGCUGAGGCCCGGUGCCCUUCCCCGCCCCUCCCGGUUCCGCUCCCCCCCCCCCUUCCCUGUUCUCCCCUUCCGCCCCGCGCUCUCCGCCCCGCUCCCCAUGCGGCAGGGGGUGCCGGCGGCAGGGGGGCGGUGAAUGGUGCGAACGGAGGGCGCUGAGGGAGUUUGAAGUUCGGGGGUUUCGGAGGAGCGCCCCCCCCUCCCCCUGUCCGAGCACAGUGGAGGAGGAAUGCCAAACCCGGAGAGACAUGGGGGCAAGAAGGAUGGGGGCGGCGGGGGGGCCUCGCAGCACGCGCCGGGCAGCUCCAACAGCAAGGAGAGGCACCGGGUGGCUUCCAGGCACAAGAGGCACAAAUCCCGGCACUCCAAGGAGUCACCGUUGGCCGCCCAGGAGACGGCGGCACCUCUGGGAGCUGUGAUCAAACCGCUGGUGGAGUACGAUGACAUCAGUUCGGAUUCGGACACCUUCUCGGAUGAUGUGGCCCUCAAAUUGGACAGGAGGGAGAACGAGGAGAGGAAAGCGGAUAGGAGCGAAAGGACGCAGAAGCACCGGCACCACCAGCACAAACGCAUCCGUGAGCUGAUGAAGAGCAAACAGGCAGAGAAAGAGAGGAAGUUGGAAAAGAGCCUGGAGGCCUCCAGCAGGUCCGGGUCUACCAAGGACAGGGUAUCGGGGUCCUCCAAGAGACUGCUUGAAAGCGGGGAGCACCCGAAGGCGCUGUCCUCAAAGAGUAGCAACAAGGAAUCCCGCUCAGCCAAAGCGCACAAGGAGAAGUCCAGGAAGGAUCGGGAGCUCAAGUCCAGCCACAAAGAGCGCAGUAAAAGCCAUCGCAAAAGGGAUGCUCCCAAAAGUUAUAAAACCGUUGACAGUCCGAAACGGAAAUCCAGAAGUCCCCACAGAAAAUGGUUGGACAGCCCAAAAUUGGACGACAGCCCUUCUGGAGCCUCCUACGUCCAGGAGUACGACCUCAGCCCGCCCCGCUCGCAUACGUCCAGUAACUACGAUCCCUACAGGAAGAGCCCCGGCGGCUCGUCGCGCCGGCAGUCCAUCAGCCCACCCUACAAGGAACCCGUGGCCUACCAGUCCAACACACGGUCUCCCAGUCCCUACAGCCGGAGGCAGAGGUCCAUAAGCCCUUAUAACAGGAGACGCUCCUCGAGCUACGAGAGGGGGAGUGGAUCGUACAGCGGGCGCUCACCGAGUCCCUACAGCCGAAGGCGCUCCAGCAGCCCUUUUGCUGCCAAGCGCUCCAUGAGCCGAAGCCCCAUAGCCAGGAAGUCUGUGAAGUCCCGAAGCAGAAGCCCGGGAUAUUCGAGGCACUCAUCAUCUCACAGCAAAAAGCAGAGGUCUGGGUCCCGCAGUCGCCAUUCCAGUAUAUCACCCACAAGGCUGCCUCUGAACUCCAGCCUGGGGGCAGAGCUCAGCAGGAAGAAAAAGGAACGAGCGGCGGCGGCGGCAGCGGCUGCGAAGGUGGAUGGGAAGGAGGUGAAGGGCUCCCCUGUUUUCCUGGCGAAAAAGGAGAACAGCUUAGCUGAACUGAAGGAGUCUGGAACGGAAUCUAAAAAGGUCGUCAAAACUGUUAGAUCUGAAAAGUCAUCGUCAGAUACAGAAUUAGUUAAUUUACUGUGUUCAAAUGCAGAGACUAAAGCACCUGCAGAGACAACAAAAACCAAGGCAGAGGAGAACUCGGAAAGGAAACAUCCUGUUCCAGUUAGAGAUUCGAAACAGCUGGGAACAAAAGACUCGAAGCCUGUAGCAGUGACAGAGGACCUUCGAUCUCCAAAGGAGACAGACACAGCAGAGAAGGAGAUUCCACCCCCGCUGCCCUCCAUAAAAUCACCUCCUCCACCUCUGCCGACCACCACACCGCCGCCUCCGACUCCACCGCUGCCACCUCUGCCUCCAUCACCUGCUGUUCCACCUUUGCCUCCAUCCCAACAGACUCCCGUUCAGGUUCCUCCUUCAGUCCCAACGUCUUUGUCAUCAUCUUCCCACCCAAGGACGUCUACUUUAUCCUCUCAGGUGAACUCCCAGUCCUCUGUCCAAGUCGCUACAAAAACACAAGCAUCUGUGACGGCUGCUAUCCCACACCUGAAAACUUCAACGUUGCCUCCGCUUCCGCUCCCCCCUAUUUUAGUUGGGGAAGAUGACUUGGAUAGUCCAAAAGAGAUUCUUCCUCCAAAACCUGUGAAGAAAGAUAGAGAGCAGAGACCACGGCAUUUACUCACGGACCUCCCGCUCCCUCCAGAGCUCCCUGGAGGGGAUCCAUCUCCUCCUGACUCCCCGGAACCAAAGGCAGCCACACCACCUCAGCAACCCUUCAAAAAGAGACCAAAAAUCUGUUGUCCUCGGUAUGGGGAAAGGAGGCAGACAGAAAGCGACUGGGGGAAGCGUUGUGUGGACAAGUUUGAUAUCAUUGGAAUUAUUGGAGAAGGGACGUAUGGGCAGGUGUACAAAGCCAAGGACAAGGACACAGGUGAAUUGGUAGCUCUCAAGAAGGUGAGACUGGACAAUGAGAAGGAGGGCUUCCCCAUCACAGCCAUCCGCGAGAUCAAAAUCCUUCGGCAGCUGAUCCAUCGUAGUGUUGUGAACAUGAAGGAAAUCGUCACGGACAAACAAGAUGCACUGGAUUUCAAAAAGGACAAAGGUGCCUUUUACCUUGUAUUUGAGUACAUGGACCACGACCUAAUGGGGCUGCUAGAAUCUGGCUUGGUACAUUUCUCAGAGGACCAUAUCAAGUCUUUCAUGAAACAGUUAAUGGAAGGUCUGGAUUACUGUCACAAAAAGAAUUUCCUUCAUCGGGAUAUUAAGUGCUCCAACAUCUUAUUGAACAACAGUGGGCAAAUCAAACUUGCAGAUUUUGGACUUGCCCGACUCUACAGCUCGGAGGAGAGCCGUCCAUACACAAAUAAAGUCAUCACAUUAUGGUAUCGACCUCCAGAAUUGCUGCUAGGUGAGGAGCGUUACACGCCAGCCAUAGAUGUGUGGAGCUGUGGCUGUAUCCUCGGGGAACUGUUUACAAAGAAGCCUAUUUUUCAAGCCAAUCUGGAACUGGCUCAGCUUGAAUUAAUCAGCCGGCUCUGUGGGAGCCCCUGUCCAGCAGUGUGGCCCGAUGUCAUCAAGUUGCCCUACUUCAACACUAUGAAACCCAAGAAGCAAUACCGAAGGCGCCUGCGUGAGGAGUUCUCCUUCAUUCCUUCAUCUGCUCUUGACCUGCUGGACCACAUGCUGACGUUGGACCCUGGCAAGCGCUGCACAGCAGAGCAGGCCCUGCAGAGUGACUUCCUUAAGGAUGUUGACCUCAGCAAAAUGGCACCUCCAGACCUUCCCCACUGGCAGGAUUGCCAUGAGCUGUGGAGCAAGAAACGACGACGGCAGCGGCAGAGUGGGAUUGCAGUGGAGGAGCCACCAUUAUCAAAAGUUUCUCGGAAAGAAACUACCUCUGUUACAAGCACAGAUACUGUCAAAAACAACAGCAGUCCUGUGCACCCACAGCCUGCCCAGCUCAAAACAGAGGCUGGUGCUGGAGAUGCAGUAGCAGGCCUUGGAGAAAUCACCCAGCAGCUGAAUCAGAGUGAACUAGCUGUUUUACUGAACUUGCUGCAGAGCCAGACUGAUCUGAGCGUCCCACAGAUGGCCCAGCUGUUAAAUGUACACUCUAACCCAGAGAUGCAGCAACAGCUGGAGGCUCUCAACCAGUCCAUCAACGCUCUGACAGAAGCCACAACUCAGCAGCAGGAGUCUCAGGCAGCAGCAGCAGCAGCAGAGGAAGCCAUAGAAGAGCCACCCACGGAGGCCCAGCCACCGGAGGAGCAGGUGACUCCAGAAGCAGCUGGUGCUCAGGGAGACAUGCAGAACGUGCUGGCCGUUCUGCUCAGUCAGCUGAUGAAGAGCCAGGAGCCUGUCCUAACCCUGGAGGAAAGCAAUGGGGAGAAGAGCAGCGAGCAGCGGGGGCUGAGAAAAACCCCUACAAUGCAUCAGGAGGAAAGCACAGCAACAUCCUGUGACGACCUCACCAAAUUGUAGAAGCGUCUCCUGAGUAUGUCUCAGACUCUCCAGGGAGCCUCUUUUGGCCCGAUACACAACUCCUCUGCAAUGUAGCUGAACGUGCUGUGUUCUCGUGCCUUCAACACACCCGCCCACCACAAGCCAGUUGUGAUUGUGCUUUUUUUCCUUUUUUUCUUCUUUUUUUUUUUUUUUUUUGCCCUAGUACUGGAAUAUAAUUAGGUUAUUGUAGAGCAGAUUCAAUGAAAUAACAUUGUUCUCUGUUUAUUUUAAAUGCUGCGCUGUCCCCAGAUCAGCUUAGCUUUAAAAUUACCUGAAGAUUGUUUUCUGGAUUUAAAUACAAUCUAGUUUUAAAGUGGACUGAUGGAUACGGGUGGAGGGGUGGUCCUGGAAGACUACUGGUUUUCACAAUAAAGUUUGACCUUUUUAAUAACCACUUUUGCACAUGAUUUGAGGAUCUGAUUCGAACAAGGUGUUGGUGGCCUCUCACAUCAUCGCCAGUAAUUGCCUUAUUGCCCCGUGGCCGAUGCUUUUGUUGGUGGGUGAGACCAAACCAGUGCAGUGGUGUUGCUCUGUGGGUCAGGGCUGGUUUUGUGAACGUGGUUGGUGCACAGUGUGUCACCUCCUGUGCGCGGUGUCACCCCUGGCCGUGGCACUGCCCGAGCAGGGGGAUGCCCCAGCUCUGCUCUCAGCUUUUUGCACCGUAACCAAACUGCUUUGUGAGCUGGUGGGGACGCCCUGCGAGGAGUGCUCACGUUCUGAUAGGAGGGAUCCUCUAGAAAUAGGAGUUCUUGUUGCUUCAGGUCUGCUUUGGGGAGGGUGAAGCGGGGGGGCUGAUCCACGUGUCGCAGUCGGAACGCUGCAGAUAGUUGUGGGUUGAGAUUUUUGGACUGUACUUAACAAGGUCACGAAACCAGCGAAGUCCCCGUGAGCAGAGAGAGGGGCUGCUUCGUGGCUGGGAGCUCAGCAGGGCUGCAGACAGCAGCUGGCACUUGGGGUCGGGGCUGCUUCUUGCCUUACACCCUCCCGCAGGGCACACGGUGGCACACAGUCGGUGCCAGGCAGCACAGCACUGGGGUCCCUCUGCUUUCCAGGAACGCUGCUCCGUGCUGCUCUGCAUCUGGCUGCCUCCCCGUUAGCCUUUGAUCCAGGAGCAGGAAUUCCCUCUGCGGAUGCCCAUGUGUUAGGACAGCUGUUGCUGAGCGCUUGGGAGUGUGGGGGACUGGGGUGAGUGCGGGGAGAACGUUAAUGAACGUGAGCAGUGAUCUCACACCGAAUGGCAGCUUUCAGAAUUCUCCGCCUCUUUUUCCAGUGCUUCCUGGAGAGCGGAUGGUCUCGGCAGGGCUGUUUGCUUUUCGUUUUACUUGGUAGAAAUGUAUUGAUAUCUGCUUCGCGUGGUUGUUAAGAUGUUGUUUAAAAGGAGUAACCCUU
Phasianus colchicus (ring-necked pheasant) is the source of this 5869-nucleotide messenger RNA. It is a transcript of the gene CDK12, whose product is annotated as cyclin dependent kinase 12. The record is from RefSeq and is a predicted model, not a curated record. Gene Ontology annotation, biological process: positive regulation of transcription elongation by RNA polymerase II; protein phosphorylation. Gene Ontology annotation, molecular function: RNA polymerase II CTD heptapeptide repeat kinase activity; ATP binding; cyclin binding. Lineage: Eukaryota; Metazoa; Chordata; Aves; Galliformes; Phasianidae. Gene Ontology annotation, cellular component: nucleus; cyclin/CDK positive transcription elongation factor complex.